Molecule: messenger RNA, 1599 nt
Organism: Drosophila gunungcola (fruit fly)
Lineage: Eukaryota; Metazoa; Arthropoda; Insecta; Diptera; Drosophilidae
Exons: 5
Coding region: 1-1599 (532 amino acids)
Source: RefSeq, a predicted model, not a curated record
AUGCCGAACUAUGGAGUCUUUGGUGGAAGUUAUGAAUCGGAGUUCAUACAUAAUCUGACCAGACAAAUGAUCGCCAACAAUCGAAUCGAAUCAAUGGCCACCUUUGGAGUGAAUCGUGAAUUGCAGCGGAUUCGGUUUGUUGUGGCAAAAUCUAUUGAACAGUCGUUAACGGAAGAGUUCCAAUUACCAAUCGUUGUUUGGGGACUGAGACGCAAUGUCACUCUGCGUCAUUUGCUAGGCUACAAAACUUUAAUCUGUGUUAGCAUUACCAGUGCACUGCCCGACGAAGAGCCCAUUUUUGAUGUCCUAGUCGAUGGAUUAGUUGGCUUGCACUACGUUCCCAUGCUCUUUAUAUACAAGCGAUUGGGAAACAAAAGCCCAACCCAGAUGCAGUUAAACAUAUUUUUCGCCUGGUGCUGGCAGCACAGGUUCACCAAUGUCUUUAUCACCUUCCAGCUAUUUAUUUAUAAGGAACCUUCUGGAAACUUUAGUACCAAUUGGCACAACCAACUGUAUACCUAUACACCGUUUCCCAAGCUCACGGUUCGGAAUCUGACCGAGACGGGUUAUCAAAACGUGGACAUAUUGAUGGAUCUAAGGGGCUAUGAGUUUCGUGUGCCAUUCUUUCAGGAUCCCCUCAAUGUGUUCAAUCUUCCAAACGGAUGUCUGUCUGGGGCCGUGGGCCGCCUGAUGGCCGCCUUCGUGCACCACAGAAAAGGGCGACUCCGCCUGGAGCGUGUGGCCCAUGUGGAUAGGUACAAUUACCCGGAGCACCUGAUGCUGGCCGCUGCCCGCGGAGAGGUCGAGAUGGGCGUUCAUCCGUACUCUCCAAUGCAGCCGGGCUCCUCGCUGACGUCCGGUAGUUUUCCGGUGGGUACCACCAAAACCUGUAUUUUAGUGCCAUGGCAGCGGGAAUCGCCUGCAGUCCGAUAUAUGCGGAUGGUUGCCCGUGUAAAUUUUCCAUUUUUCCUGAUACUCCUCCUGGCUAUGACCUUUUGCUGGAAGCUGGUGUGUGGACAGGGACAAAGGGGCAUUCAGCUAACCCUGGUGGCCUUCUUUCAGCAAUCGCUGCCGGGCAUAGAAUUCCUGCGGCUCGCGGAGGCGUACAAGUUAAUCCAUGUGGCCAUUGUCCUUGGCUCCUUCAUUCUGUGGUCAAUGCGCACAGCAAAUCUGUCAUCGGUCUUUACCUCGCAGAUGCCUGGGUCACAGAUCGACACGGACAGGGAUUUUCUGGCUACGCCAUUACGUCUUAUGUUGACGGAAACGGAGGUGGAAAUGUAUUUCACCGCCGGACGUCUGCCUUCGGCGCUGAAGCCACGCCUUCUGGUGGUCAACAGUACGACGCUGAUGGAGCAUCUGGGCAGCUUGAAUACCAGCUACGCCUACUGCACCACCGCGGAGCACUGGAAUGUGGUUAAGCUGCAGCAGCGGCAAAUGAAUUCGCCCUUCGCGGGGAACUUCUACAGCUUUGGCAUUUUUUGGCAGGAGUUUGGAUUCUGGGCUUUUUGGUGGAGGCAGAGCAAUCGGGAGGCGAUUAGCACGGGCCUCGUUGUUCACCUGACGGACGACUAUCAGCCGGGUCCACCCUAUGCCUUCUAG